AUGUCAUAUUCAAAGAAGAAUGAUAAUAAAAAACUUAUAGAAAAAAAUGUGUAUAAUUAUGAAUUUAAUUCUGAUAUUCAAAAAGAUAUAGAAGUAAUACAAUCGUAUACGUUGGAGAUAUCAAACAUUAGUCAAAAUGAAUUGUGUUCCAUUGAAAGUUCAGAAAAAGUGCAAAAGAUAGUACAACAAGGGAAAAUAAAAAUUCAAGAGAUACAAAAGAAGUUGAAGAAUUGUUCUAAUACGGAAGGCUUUUCACAGAAUGAAAAAGUACGGAAGAAAUUGAUGUUGCAAAAAUUAUCAAAUUCCUACAUGAAAGCUAUAAAUAAUUUUCAAAAUGCUUCAAAAAAUUAUAUAAAUAAAACUACAUUAAAAUAUUCUUAUCCUAACAAUUUUAGCACCCCAGAUGAUUUAGAAGGUUUUAAUUCAUUUAACAACUUUUCAAGAAAUAGUAGUUCUAAUUAUGAUUCUAAUCAAGAUAAGUUCAAUGUUAAUAUAUAUGAUUAUAAUUUUUAUGAAAAUAAAUACGAAAACACUUAUAAUAGUUACAAAAGCAACGAAUUUCAAAGCAUAGACAGCAGAAUUGAAGAAAAAAGAAAAAAAAAAAAAUAUAAAAAUAAUAUAUUUACAGGAAAUAAAAAAAAUGAAAUUAAUGAAUAUUUAUUGCAAAAUGAUACUUAUAUAGAAAAUGAAAAAGAUAAUAAUUAUCCUCAAGAAAAACAGUUUGUAUCCGUAAAAACAGUAGAUAUUGAAAAGGAAAUAUUAAAUCAGAAAAAUAGAGAAAUAAAAAAAUUACAUAAAGAUAUAAUAAAUAUUCAAGAAUUAUAUAAAGAGUUAUCAGAACAAAUAAAUAUUCAAGGAGAGAAUAUUGAUAAUAUUGAUUCGCAAAUAAUUAGUACGCAUGAUAAUAUUAUUAUGUCUGGUCGUGAGAUUGAAAUAGCUAGGAAUAGAUAUUUUCGCAAUUUUAAAUGUAUGUUUUAUAUUUUCAUUGCAAUAUUAGUUUUGAUAACUAUAAUUUUAGUUGUUCUUAAAGUAAUAUAA
Messenger RNA from Plasmodium gallinaceum, 1038 nucleotides. RefSeq names its product syntaxin, putative. Lineage: Eukaryota; Apicomplexa; Aconoidasida; Haemosporida; Plasmodiidae. Gene Ontology annotation, cellular component: membrane. The coding region runs from base 1 to 1038 and encodes 345 amino acids. The record is from RefSeq and is a predicted model, not a curated record. Gene Ontology annotation, biological process: vesicle-mediated transport. The transcript is spliced from 4 exons.